Messenger RNA from Trypanosoma theileri, 4470 nucleotides. RefSeq lists its product as uncharacterized. The transcript has a single exon. The record is from RefSeq and is a predicted model, not a curated record. Bases 1 to 4470 code for a protein of 1489 amino acids. NCBI's taxonomy places the organism in Eukaryota, Euglenozoa, Kinetoplastea, Trypanosomatida, Trypanosomatidae.
AUGCAGAGAGGAGGAAGGGGAAGAGGAAGAGGAAGAGAAGAUAAUUCUCCCUCUAAGCGAAAUAUCCUCUUAGAUCAGAACCACAACUUUUCACACUCAGAAUUAUUAUCGUCAUCAAAGGUACAUGAUAGUAAUGUCUCCAAUGAUAAUAUUGAUAAUGAUAAUAAUAAAUGGACAAGAGAGUCAGCAGGGAGCAGUACAUCAUCGCCUACCUCUUCUUCACAAGCAUCAGGGGCUGGGAGUUCGUUAACAUUUGAAGGUUCUGCUGCCGCUGCUGCUGCUUCCGUAAAUGUGGACCGUGAUGGAAAUCUCUUCCAGGAGAAGAUACGUUUACUGAAAGAAUCCAUGCAAAGACAACGUGCGACGCUUGAAAAGAAGCAAAAGGAGAAAGAAUCUCGCACGUUGAUGAACACCAAACAUCAGUCACCCAAAUCAAAGAUCCAAAUAACAUCAUCUACCGAUAGAAGGGGUGAGGAGAAGUCUGGUUUGGGGACAAGAUUGAAUAGAAGAAAGAAGGAUAUGAAAACAUCAGAAAUGUACUUCUCUAUUCCUCCUCCAAGGACAGAACACAAGGGUGUAGUGGAAAAAGGCACAUUAGAUCCAAUGAAUGUGAAGAAUACACCAAAGAAAAGAAAAGAAGAUUGUGGUACUCUUGAAAAAGAGAGAAAUUUGACGUCUUCACCUGUGCUGGAAGUGGUAGUAGUAGUAGAAGAAGAAGACUCACCAUUACAUGUUGUGCAGGAGAGAGAACCAACCACCAAAGAGAAUAUCUCUGUAGCAGCAGAAGCAGGAGGAGGAAGAGUAUUAACUUCACUACAGACCAAAGACAGUGGUACUGUUUCCUCUUCUUGUAAUGCCGAUAAAGAUAAAGAUGAUGAUGAUGAUAAACAGAAAGAUCAAGAGGAGAAGAAGGAUAACGAAAUGAAGAGGAAUGAAAAACAAGGCAGCAACAGUAAAAGUACUGUUACUGCUGCUACUGCUACUACUACUACUACUACUACUACUACUACUAAUACUACUACUACUACUAAAUCCGCAAAGAGAAUUCAGAAGCCAGGUACACAGAACGUCACUUCACAAUCUCAUCACAGUACUAAUAAGCUGCACGAUGCGACCACCCAGACGAAUCUGAUAAGAAGUCGAAUAGUGCUACCGAAACGAACUGCUGAGAUACGAACUCUUAGAGCCCCUUCAGAGUGCAGUCUCAACAGUCUCAACAGUAACAACAACAAUAAUAGCAAUAACAAGAAGAAUGACGUUCGAUUGAGUGACCGAUCACGUUAUAAUCGCUUGACAGGUUUAGAUGGGUCAAUUCCUUCUUUUAACACUGAGACGAAACGAGCAUACAGGGGGUUUAACUUAGCCGAUGCUUGUGGGAAUGAAAAUGAUGACCCUAAUAAACCAGAACCCCGUAAAAAAGGAAGUAAAACAACGGGGUUAAAAGAAGAAGAAGAUAUUGAACAGUUGCUUAAUUAUUCUACAGAUACUGUUCUUGAUGUUGAGAAUCAUUUAAUGAGUUCUGAAAAUGUGAAUGAAGGCACUAUGCGAGUGGUUCGUAGGAGAAACAGUACACCAAGUUGUCUUUCUGAUAAACAGGGAUCUAUAAGAUACAAAACGAGUAGUAGUUGUGGUAGUAGUAGUAGUAUCAAUAGAAAAAGUUGUAAAGAUGAUGAUGGUGAUGAUAAGGAGAGUGAUGUUUUAGAUGAACGAUCUCAUUCUCCCAAUCCUGUGGGUCCCUGGGAAGAAAAAGCCAUUGAUCCUCGCAUAUACGUUCCAUCACGUUCUCAUUCUCGUUCUCCAUCAAAUACACAUGAUAAAUUGCAAUCAACUUCAAAACUGGAAGGUAUAAGCUUUGCACAUCAGCGUUAUUCUCUUAUUCGGCUGAUCCGAUUAAUAGAUGAAGAGCUUCAUCGAUUAGAGAGUGUUCCAUGGUCCAGAUCUCUACGUCAAAGGGGUGGAUCUUAUAAACUUAAUACAGAACGUUUUAAACUAAUCCGUGCGCGUAAACACUAUGAAGCGGAAUUGCAACGACUAUUAAAAACCGUUGUGCAUUUCUCUGGAUCUGCACAACCAUCAACACCACCGCCAUUACCGUUAUCAUCAAUCUCAACAUCAUCACCACAACGUGAGCGAAGUACUUCUAAACCUCGUCAUGGACCUUCUGUUUACGAGGCUUUAUUACGGGAAAACUAUCAUAAUAAUCAACAAAGGAGACAGGGACAGGGAAAAAGUGAUAUGAUAAAGGGAAAAACACAUUCUGGUACUGUUGUAAAUAAAGGAGAUACAGUUUCAAAGCGUACUAUAAAAGUUGGUGGAAAUAAUGAAAUGAAUAAUGCUAUUACCUUACCUCCAAGGUCAACUACACAUAUGAAGUCUAGACCAGAUUCACACACUAUGGAAAGGAGUAACCGCAGUAAGAGUCUUACGGAUAAUAGAAAUCUCUUGAGAGAAGGUGGGAGUGAACUGCGAAGAAGUAGAAGUUCCAUUUCAUUAGACGCCAAUAGAAUGGCAGCACUGUAUAGACGUAGUGCUUCAUCAUCCCGACGCGGUGAGACACCAAGGCGAGAUUUAACAAUGAUGGGUGUUUCACCAACCGAAGAUAUUUCUCAUGGUAUGGACCGUAAUGCUCCACUAUACUGGCGACUAGCACGAGAACAACGAAGUACACAGAGACGCAGUGAAACUCCUUGUGAAAUGAAUAAAUAUCCAUCCAACUGCACAUCAACGCCUAUACCUGCACACGAACGGAGUGGUAUUGUUAGCCAUAAUACUUCUGAGACAGAACUCUGCUCAGAUAUUCCUGCUGAUCGCUACUACUGCGCAGAAUAUGAUGAGGAGGAGGAUGUGAUGAGAGAUGAGUGGCGGAACUCAACACGGAGAAGAGAUACGGUAUCCUCCGCAGCACGAGGAAGAAGUAGAUCAGCACUGAAGAAACAAGAGGCGUCCAUUAUAAUGGAACGACCAUCUUCAACCGUACAAUCGCGAGAAAUUCAACAAGAGCAACAAGGGAAAGAAAAGAAACGUCUACUAUCCUCACAGGCGUUACAUCCUCAAUUCCCCACCCACAGAGGAGGUGUAAGACUCACUGGAGUGAUGGGUACUUUGGGAAAAGAAAGAAAUGUCCAAGCUGGUCUUUGUUACCAACUUCGUGCCCCCACUUUACAAACAACCCCGGAAAAUAGUGAGGUAAAAGAUUUAUAUUUUCGUCCCGAAUCCAUCUCACGUAUAGGGGGUUCUGAGACUACCACUGUUCUCCCGCAGCCUCUUUCAAAUGAGGAACAACUGACAGCAUAUCUUAAGAUGGAAGAGAGGCAAAGACGUCAGCAGGGUACAGGCGGACAUGUAAACUACGCUCCGCCAUUAUCACACUUGUCAUUAAAGGAGGAACGACUAAAGCAAUCAGAUAAUAGUCUUUUCGUCCAUCACUCCAGUGCAAGCAUUGACACUUUUGUUGCUACAGGUCCCCCCACAUCAUCAUCAUCAUCCUUGUUGUUGCCGCCGCCAACAUCUACAGCGAAUAAAGAUUCUACCGCGGAACAAUUUCAUUCCAAGAACGAGUUUUUAACGAGAAAAAGAGAUGAGGUGAUAUGGACAUCACCACUCUGUUCUCAAACUUCCCCACCGAUUCUCGAGUCCACACCACCACCAUCACCAAAAAAACCCCAAAAAACCACCACCACCCAUCAAUCAGGCCAUCGUUCACACCACCGAGAAGGUGAUAAUAAUAAUAAUAAUAAUAAUAAUAAUAAUAAUUAUUAUUAUUAUUAUUAUUAUUAUUAUUAUAAUAAUAACAAUAAUACUGACAAGCGAUCUCCAUCUAUGGUAGUAUACCGGGAUCCAAGUGAACCAUGGCGUCUAAAUGGGGAAGAGGGGUAUACCACGGAGGACAGGACACCACCCUCUAAGCAACAAGAACAACAAAAACGACGACGCGAACAAGAACAAGAGAAAACGGAUAAUUCCCCACAUUUCUCAGAAGUUCGGGUAUCACCAUUGACGGAGUACAGCGGAGGUGAGGGAUCGCCCAUGACGGAGUUUAGGCGAAGGAAGCCAAAUAAGAGUAUGGAAAGAGAACCAGACUUCAGAAAGGUGAUGACACGGUAUAACCGGCGAUCUCUUUCUAAUUCCCGUUCACCGCCUCAACAGGAACGGGAGACGAAAUAUAUGAGGGAACGCUCUACUGGUACAGUGCCAUCCAUUUUUUUCACUGACAAGAUACAGAAGAGACAGCUGGGUGAUGAUCGUACGAAUGAGAUUCUUCAUCCACAUAUUCCUUCUCCCAUGAAGCUCACUCCCAAACAGAUUGUGGGUGGGGGUAGAGGUAAUACAUUACGUCAAGUUAUUGGACAUGAUGAGAAAACUACUUGCCCUUCAAAGGUAAGUAACAAACAUGAUGAAACGAAUAAUGGUUUAAGUUCAACUGAGUUGUUGCUGAGUCGCAUAAAGCAAAUACGAGCACAAAUGAAUUGA